AGAAAUGUCAAGCAGCACGUGGUGAAAAGGAGACAAUGGUGAUGGAAAACGUCCGAGGGGAGAAGCAGCCCCCGACCUCUGAGAGGAAAAGGAGAUACUGGAGAGUGAGAGAUGCAAAGCAAGGAAUAGCAAAGUGUGCUGAUAAAGUCAGCCAGCUCUCUCGGGAAAAGGAACGCUGCAGCAGCUCUACGAAACAGAGACGCCUGGAUUGUGAGAUGGCCCUUGGAGAUUCCCAAAUGGUGGGGAUCCCCAAGAAACCUGUCCCUGGAGAUGCCCACCAACGCUCCCCCAGCCAUGACCCUGCGUCCUGGAAGUUUCAGCUCCUGGCCUGCCCUGAGGUGAGGGCAUUAGACAAACAUGUCCUGCAGCUGGCACCGAGGUACCUGCGGAGCGAGUGCAGCCAGAUGCAGUGGCUGAUGCUCAAUGCCCUCAUCACCACCUGCGACGAGCCCUCGAAGGCCAAAAGCAUGUGGAUCCUGCAGGAAAGCCUCCUGGAGCUACUGCAGGACCUAGAUGACGAGGUGGUCGAAACGAACCUCUCCUUGCUCAAAAUGAUGCUCCAGGCUGCCAACAGCCCAGUUUGCAGCACCCUCGUUCUGGAGCUGACUGGGAGGCUCCAGCCACUCUUUCACCACACCACCAGCAGUGUGCAGCUGCUCUCCCUUGAGCUCUUCCAACGUCUGAUGCAGUCUGUCAACAAAAAGGAAAGACAGCCGAUGAAGACACGGGUGUAUGAGAACGUGAUCGAACUGCUCUGCCUCCUGCAUGCCGAGAGCCCGGAGGUGGCAGAGGCCUCUCGGGUAACCCUGCUUGGAGCUGCCGCCUUCCUGAAGAAGAGGAGGCUCAGAAAGCUCCUGGAGAAGAGGAAGACAUUGGAAGUGGGCAAUAUCCCCUGUCCGUCUGCAGCUGUCAGGCCCUUGAAAACCUGCCAGAAGACACCAUCUCGUCAGUAG
This is a messenger RNA of Colius striatus (speckled mousebird), 953 nucleotides long. RefSeq lists its product as uncharacterized. Gene Ontology annotation, cellular component: cytoplasm. The transcript is spliced from 6 exons. Bases 36 to 953 code for a protein of 305 amino acids. NCBI's taxonomy places the organism in Eukaryota, Metazoa, Chordata, Aves, Coliiformes, Coliidae. The record is from RefSeq and is a predicted model, not a curated record.